CUCCGAUAUGGUUUCUUAGCAGGCUUAGGGCAUGAUCAGAAUUAUGUCGCUCUUGCCGAGGGUAGAAGUUCCAUUUUUCUUGAAAUAAAUGUAGAUCUACUUCUGGUACGGUUGUGAAAGGUCAUUCUCUCCUCCCGACCCAAUAUCGACCAAGAAUCAUGCAUACCACAACUUCGUCGCACUCGCCACAAACAACUCUGCCCUUGUCUGGCAAAGUCUACGCCAUAACCGGAGGUGCCAAUGGAAUCGGGUUAGCCACAGCAAAGCUCCUUUCGAGUCGGGGUGCGACAGUAUGUAUCGGCGACAUUGAGCAACGAGGGCUCAAGGAAGCGGAAGCGUAUUUCCGUUCACUGAAUGCGCCCGUUAUGAUCACGAAGCUGGACGUGGCGCAGAGAAGUCAAGUCGACUCUUGGAUUGAGUCAAUCAUCUCUGAGCAUGGACGGCUCGAUGGCGCUGCCAACGUGGCGGGUAUCAUAGGCAAAGUCCACGGCACCGCAGCCAUCACAGAGUUGGAAGACGGUGAAUGGGACCGCAUCUUAGCUGUCAAUCUGACAGGCACAAUGUAUUGCCUCCGAGCAGAAUUGCAGCAUAUCGAAAAUGGUGGAUCGAUUGUCAACGUUUCGUCCAUUCACGGCUCCAAAGGUUUUGCCAAGCAUGCUGCAUAUGACGCAAGCAAACACGCGGUCAACGCUUUAACCAAGGUUGCCGCAUUAGAAAAUGGCCAUCGUGAGGUUCGCGUGAACAGCGUUGCUCCGGGCUCUAUUUACACGCCUUUGAUGCAAAAAGAGUGGGAUGCCAAAGGUAGACCAAAGGACGCGCCGUUCGAUGAGCCUACAGCAUUCCUUCGGCAAGGGACGGCGGAGGAAACUGCAAACGUCAUAGCUUUCUUACUUGGGCCAGAGAGUUCGUUUGUUAGUGGCAGUGUCUAUGGAGUGGACGGCGCAUGGAUUUGA
This is a messenger RNA of Ilyonectria robusta, 953 nucleotides long. RefSeq names its product 3-alpha--hydroxysteroid dehydrogenase. The record is from RefSeq and is a predicted model, not a curated record. Lineage: Eukaryota; Fungi; Ascomycota; Sordariomycetes; Hypocreales; Nectriaceae. The coding region runs from base 159 to 953 and encodes 264 amino acids. The transcript has 2 exons.